AAUGGCUCUAAGGUCUGCACGAGCCAUAAGUUAUUGCAUGGAUCAUCACAAUGCGCCUUGACGAGCGGCUUGAGCAGCACAAAGCAUCGGUACUGCCAUACCUAUUUUGCUCCGUGGUGCGGGUUAUGUUCAUGAGCAGCACAAUGGUUUUUUGCAGCCAAAUGAGCCAACAAUGCGGCUUCACUAGCUAUUCUUCAAGGAGGAAGCUUGAGUGCAGUUUGGUAUGCAACCAAGUACCUAGGCUUUCAUCGUAGUUGGGGCCCAUCAGCGAUUAACAGGAGCGGGUUUCACUGCAUGGGUUGCAUGCUAGAUGUUUGCUGCUCAGCUGUAUGGAAACGACAGAGCUGUUGAUGAGCUGCUGCCGCUGGCCCAGGCCCAUCGCAAGUCCA
Messenger RNA from Parathielavia appendiculata, 389 nucleotides. RefSeq lists its product as uncharacterized. NCBI's taxonomy places the organism in Eukaryota, Fungi, Ascomycota, Sordariomycetes, Sordariales, Chaetomiaceae. The record is from RefSeq and is a predicted model, not a curated record. The transcript has a single exon. Bases 51 to 254 code for a protein of 67 amino acids.